GCUGGCUGUGGGGGGGGCGGCCAAAAUGGAGGCGGUGAGCCGAGCCGGGGCCGAGAUGAGCCUGGCGGCGCUGCGGCGCCACGACCCCUACAUCACCAGCAUCGCCGACCUCACGGGCCAGGUCGCGCUUUACACCUUCAGCCCCGAGGCCAACCAAUGGGAGAAAACUGACAUAGAAGGGACCUUAUUUGUAUACAGAAGGUCAGCUUCACCUUUCCACGGUUUCACGAUCGUGAAUCGGCUGAAUAUGACGAACCUCGUGGAACCUGUGAACAAAGAUUUGGAAUUCCAGCUCCAUGAACCGUUUCUUCUCUAUAGAAAUGCCAGCCUGUCAAUUUACAGUAUCUGGUUUUAUGACAAGAAUGACUGUCACCGCAUAGCCAAACUCAUGGCCAAAGUGGUGGAGCAGGAAACCCAGAGGUGCCAGCAGGCUGCUAGUGACAGGCAGAGCCCCAGCCGAGCCAAUGGACACCGCGAAAAGAGACCCAUGGACAUCCUAGAGAUGCUGAGUAAAGCCAAGGAUGAGUAUGAGCGUAAUCAAAUUACGGACUCAACCAUCUCAAGCCCUGGGUUACAACCAAGUGCUCGCCUCACAAACCCUGGCAGUGCUGAGGAGACAUCAGAAGAGACGUCCCCGGGAUUACAAACACAGGAGAAGCCUGCCCCAUCGGGGCACAAGCACCUCACAGUGGAAGAAUUAUUCGGAACCUCGUUGCCAAAGGAACAGCCAACAAUCGUAUAUCCCAAUUCAGAAGGAGCCGAGAAGUUGCCAGCUGACGCCUCCCCCAAAGAGUAUGACUUGUUCUCGCCGUUUUCUUUUGAGUCAUCAAGAGGAGCACAUCAGCCAGAAAAUCCCCUCGUCCAGCCCAGCAGCCCCAGCGUGGGGCAGCAGGAGACUCCUGCCCCCCUGGCCCCACCUGACAGGAAGAUCUCAUCAAGCUGCGCGGUCCCCAGGAGUCCCAUCGUGAAGGCAGCUCCAGCAGCUGAGGUCUCUGGCUCCCCGACCAUGAAAAAGCCUGCCCAGCAGCGGUCUUCUCUUCUCACCCAGCCGGCACCUGAGCUGAGGCCCAAGGCCCGGAAUCUGAUUGCUGCCCAGAGCCCCUUGGUGGCCCCGCUGAGUGGCACAGGCCCAGGGGGCACCUCAAGUGCCAGCCUUCUGCACAAGCUCCAACUGACACCACAGCCAUCGGCACUCCCCAAGAACCCCAUCGCACCCCACUUUGCCUCGUCAGCGAGCCAGCUCGCAACCCCUGAGAGCUUCAGAGAGCCUCACACCAGAAGAAGAGGGGCCACAGCCACGCUCGGCAUUGCUGGGAGGCCUUCCCUGAAGGUUUCGUCAUCCAAGUUCAUUACGUCAACAACAUCAGCGUCUUCUUCUGUCCUUUUGUCGCCCAGUGUUUUCCAGCAGUCUGCGACAAAACCCCCAGACCUAGAGAAGAAAGCUGGUUCCCCUUCUCGGGCAGGCGGGGCCUCAGAACAUCCGACAAAACCUCCUUUGAUUCUCAGCCGGUCUCAGCUCCAGGACACAUUAAUACAUCUAAUCAAGAACGAUGCCAGCUUUCUCAGCACGCUUCACGAAGUCUAUUUGCAAGUCCUGACCAAGAACAUAAAUAACCUGCAGCUCUAAUGACCUGAGCUGAAGCCACCGGGCACUCUGUGUGAGGGGAUGGAUGUCUGCUUAGAAACAAACGCACCUCAUUGAUGGAACUGGUAUGAGAGGUUUCAUUUUUAAAGAAGCAGCGCUUCAUCUGGAAAGUCCUGAAAUCGAGCCUAUGAGAGAGAGAAAGAGAGACUUGUUCUUAAAGAAUAUUUUUAAGGUUAUGUUCUCAGAAAUGAUGGAGAUUUCACUGUGAAGCAUCACCAGCAGCCCUUUAUUUUAGUGGGAAACACAAAGACCAUUUAUGGAAAAUUGUGUGGGCCUUUUCAUCAGCAUCAAGCAUGUGUGGCACACCAGGAUGGAGAUGUGUGCUCCCCCACCUCCCCCCCCCAUUCAGAAGACAUACGGGGUGGGGCUAGUCCUUGCUCGCUCUGGAGUGAGCCUGGGAAGUAAAGUGCUCCUCCCGGGGACCUCAUACAGUGCUCCACCUUGCAAAGACCAUUUGCUUCCAAAAGGGAGUCGCCUUUAGCCUCCUUCUCCUAAGAUUUGACCUGCUAGUGAAACUCGGAUAAGAUGGAAAUUUUGUAAUGCAGAAUAGCUUCCGGUUUGUUGGUCCCACCUAAGCUGAAGAUGUAUUUAUGACUCUUGUUCAACUGCAAGGUUAUUGGAUAAGAAUGGUAUCACUGGGCCUUAAGGUCCUGAAAUUUCAUGGUAACAAUUUAUUAUUUUUUAAUUGUUUUCCUAAUACUGACCAGACCAUAACAAAUCUGGCUGCUGGUGUGAGAAUUACCCUUUGGUUUUCAUAUUUUACUUAGGUUCCACUUUUACUUAAUUGGCCAGUUGGCUGAGCCAAAAUCCUAUUAGGCUUAAAAACAUUUUUUUAACUGCCAGGUGGUUUUAAAGGAGAUAUCAAGUUUCUUUUUAUACAUGAAAACUACUACUAAGUGUAACCUCAUUGUCCUUUUCUAUCUAAGCAUGAGUUCAAAACAAUUUAGAUCCCUCUUCUUAACUAUAAGGAAAAAACCAACCAUUGAACCAAUACAACAUGACCCCUGGGGUCCGACUGUUCCUCACACCUUUGACUUAAUAGGAAUAAAGCUAUGCAGGAAAGGGAGCAGGGACACACCCAUCAUGCCAUGUCGGAGUGAAAUGCCGAGUUCGGCACGAGCGGAUGGAUGAAGUUCUGAGCCUGGCCGGUGGACUUGCUGCCCCUAUGGGCGCCCUCCAGCCCAGGUAUCCAGAUGGCGUGUAAAGGCACCUUGGGUGCUGCUCUCACUCCUUCGUGUGGCUUGUGUCUGUUCCCAUAGGGCAUGUGACCUCGUAAUGUAGAUUCCCAUUGCUUUCAGCAAUAGUCAUUUUACAGUCGACUUUGGAAUCAGUGUCUUGGUUUACACGAGACAGUUCUUUUGUCGUUUGUAACCACGUAAGAUGCACAGCUCACUUUUCCGAGCACGGUCCUAAUGACUUCAGGGUGAGAAGCCCACCUAGUUCCGGCUGCCAUCCGGAAGACGCUGUGGGUAACACUGGGAAACUCCAGAUUGUUCUUGGAAACGCGCUGGUGAGCUUUCAAGGCAACUCAGUCAUCGGUUUUUCUAGCAGAGUUUUCUGUAGGUGACAUAUAUUAAGUAUAUUAAAUAACUUUAGCUUGGCCUUCAUUUCUCUGCAUGAAAGGACUUGGUUUUAUUGGCUUUGCUUUAUUUAAUGAGCUUCCAGCUUUGCCUGUCCUGGUCCUGAGUCUUGCUGAUGACCCUGGGCUGAAUUCAGGGAGGGAGACAAGGGAGAGUGCCCACUCUAACAGUACUUUGCCUUCCGAGACAGCGUAUACAUUUGACAGCCAAAAAUAAAUGAUUUGGGUCAGCCGAGAAAGAGAGAACAAGAGAAUCAUAAGUCUCAGGAUCCCGUGUCUGGUCCAGCAAAAUGGGGUGCUUUGGUAAGUUGACGGAUGAGGGUCUGAUCACAGUGCAGCCUGUGUUAUACUAUCAGACUGAUCAGCAAGCAGCUAGCGACUCGUAACAGAGGCCUAAAAUAAAAUGGCAUCUGGAGCCCAUUGGAAAGGCAGAGAGAAAUCUCUGGAGAGAACAUCUCUGACAAGUUUCUGUGAUUUGUUCCACAUGCUUACAUCUUUUAAAUAGCUAAUCCAAGGAAACCAGGUUUCCUUCAUGUGAAACAUUGAAAUUUUAAGUGCCCAAGCUGUGGAGAUUUUAAAGAGAUGAUUUAGUUUUAACCUCUAUAAUUACAUAUUAGAAUUAUUUAUAAUGCGUAAGCCAGGUCUACGCUGCCAUAUUCCCUGAAGUAAUUCAGGCAGGAGUCUCUGGAUAGGGCAGGCCAACCUCUCUGGGUAGUGGCUGUUGGUCAACCCUGCUUGAAAGCUGUAACUCAGUCGCCUUAUUACUUCCUCCAACUGAACUGUCCAGAACCUUGUGCCAGCUUGGGUCGCUUGUUUACAUUUUUGGCAGUGUUUUGGAUAAAUCCUCACAGGUUUAAAACCGAAGAUUGAACUGAGUGCUAUGAAGGCAAGUCUCGCGAAGGCAAGUCUCGCUCAGCUGUGUGAUCCUGGUCGAGCAGCCGCUGAACGAGCGUCCAAGGUGUGUCCUGCUGUCUAGCCUUCUCCAGUGCAGUCACCUCCCCAGACAGAUCACUCCCCUUUCCAGGGCAUCUCCAAUGAGCUUUGAGAACAGGAAAGCCUCCUUGGCCUUUGGGACAGACUCCCUUCUGCAAGGAGGGCUUCCCAGAGACUCAUUAGCAUCGUGAACAGGGAUGUAUUGUUUUCACUAAAAAGAGCUGAUUUGGAUUUUACUUAUUCCAAGAAUGCAGAAGCCAAGUUAGAAAGAGUUCUUUCCAAACAAAUUCUGUCUACCCAAGCACUUCAUGUUCUUCUCUCCAGUGAUAUUUUUUUAAAAAAGAAAGCCACAUUCAUCCUUCUACCAAAAAGCUAUUUUUAAACCUGCCGGUUUAUUUUUCUUUUCCCUGAAGAACCUAGUCCAGAUUUUUUUUUUCAUUUUACCAAGUGCAGAUAGUGGCUUCUGUGCUGCAGCUCACAGGGAAGACGGAGAGAUACAGGAGGCCUAAGGAAGUCAAAGCCACCCACUGGAAGGGGACCUUGGGAAAAGCUCUAGAGCAGGGCCGUGGUGAAGCCGCUUACCGCUUGAUUCGAGUUGUUUCACUGAACAAAGAAUGAAUAACUGGCUUCUUGCACAUUUGCUGCUGAGCAAACAUUUGCUUUAUGUUGACAUUUUAUUAUUCAAGGUUCCUUUGUGAGGCCAAUAAUGCCGCUUGGAUUAACAUAUUUAAAUAUUAAGGAAAGGUAUCAGGGCCUCAGACCUGUACUUAGGAUGAUCAGCCCUGGGGCCCAGAUCCUGGCCUGAUUUGUUUUUCCGCUUAAUUUAGGAAAAAUGUGUGCAAUAUAUUUCACCUCCAGUUUGUAUUUGACGUCAUCAAAACUGUUAAGAUGCGUUAUUCAUUUUUAAGUGAGACGAUAUCAUUUUCUUUUGGUCAUUCUAUUUGAUUGAUUCACCAGAAGUACAUUGGAAAUGGUUUCUGAUUUUUUUGUAUAUGUUACUGUUUAAUCUCUACUUCCCAUUCUUACGACAUGCUGUUCCAAACAUCAAGCAUUCAUGAAUGUAUACUGUGUGCUUCCCUUCUUAGGAAGUGGGCGUAAGAAUCUCUGGAAAUGGGUCUUUUCUUUUUGACAUCGAUACUGCAUCACUAACUUUUUUUAUUAUAUGAAUUUUCUACCAUCCAUGUGUGUUUGCAAAUAUUAAGUUAUUACAUGUUUUAAACUGAGCGUUUUUCAUCCUAAAUUUUGUAUGUUUGCAAGUAUAUUUUUUUAAUAAAAUUUCAAAACAAAGUUUUCUCACCUA
This is a messenger RNA of Phascolarctos cinereus (koala), 5457 nucleotides long. It is a transcript of the gene DCP1A, whose product is annotated as decapping mRNA 1A. NCBI's taxonomy places the organism in Eukaryota, Metazoa, Chordata, Mammalia, Diprotodontia, Phascolarctidae. Gene Ontology annotation, cellular component: P-body. Gene Ontology annotation, biological process: positive regulation of catalytic activity; deadenylation-dependent decapping of nuclear-transcribed mRNA; deadenylation-independent decapping of nuclear-transcribed mRNA. Gene Ontology annotation, molecular function: enzyme activator activity; mRNA binding. The record is from RefSeq and is a predicted model, not a curated record.